AGAGGUUUCUGACGUGUGUGGUGUUCCCUUUUGCAGUCAAGUCAGGUGAUUGAUAGGCCCCGUUGAUUUAAUUUUUAAGCGGUGUUUAAAAGUGUAAUUGCAACGAUGAAGCACCAACAGGUUAUUCCGGACUACGCCGCAAUGGUGCAAACCUCCGGCACCAUGCUUUGCCUGGUCUUUUCCGGAUGGGUUCUGUUUCGUCUAGUCCAAGCCGUCUUCUGGCUGCCGGGCUAUCUGGAGAAGACCGGCGGAAGUUUGUACCAAAAGAUGGAACCGAAGACGCCGCUGGCGCCGCAAAAAGCAGCCAGCCUGAGCAAGAAGCCGUCGUCCAAGGCAAAAGAUUCCGACGACGAGACGGAGGAUGUCAUCGAUGACGCAAUAGAGAGCAGCGACGCUGGAACGACGGCGGAAGAGGAAAAGGGAAACGAAGAUGCGGUCGAGCAGGAAAAGGUGGAUGACGAAGAAGAGGGCGAGGAGGAUCAACUUCCAGCCGGAAGCAAGAAGGAUAACUGAAUUUGAAACGCACGCGUGGUUUACAUUUGUAAAUUGUCUUUCUUUUUUCUUUAUUCAUUUGUUUAUUUACAGUUUAUGAUUUUUUUUUCUCUCUCUUGUUUAGUUCAGGCUAUGAAACUAGAUUUCACUUGGUUUUCUCUAAACACUCUCAUCAUUUUUUGUCUGGUCUUUGAUUAUGUUUUUCGCUAAGUAAGAACAACUUGUGGUCAAUCACGAAAGUAACUAGUUCUACACUUAAC
Messenger RNA from Culex pipiens pallens (northern house mosquito), 752 nucleotides. RefSeq names its product probable DNA-directed RNA polymerase subunit delta. Lineage: Eukaryota; Metazoa; Arthropoda; Insecta; Diptera; Culicidae. The transcript has 2 exons. Bases 106 to 513 code for a protein of 135 amino acids. The record is from RefSeq and is a predicted model, not a curated record.